CGAAGAGUCAGGGCUCACUGUAAUUUGCAUCCAUUCCGAUAUGCCAUGACACUUUUACGACUCGCAUCAGUCCUUAUUUUGCUCUCUUCAGCAACAUUACGGUCGAGCUGUCAAGUCGUCGGACGGGCUGAUCGAAUACGAUCCGAAAGUCUUCGACGAAUAUCUCCUCGUGUCCCCUACUUCCUUGUCCUGGCACCUGAUGAUGACACACUGCCUUAUUCUCUUAAGAAGGUUCUUCCUGCAGUUCUAGUUGCGGUAUCGAGGACCAAGAUAAACGUUGUCGUUCAUUACUACGAUACCAACUGUUCUUCGACGACGGGACCUCUGUCAGUGUUCGACUACUACAUAUCUGGUCAAGUUGAUGUGUUCUUCGGCCCCUCUUGUCCAUACGUUCUGGCACCUGUGAUUCGCUAUGCUUCCGAGUGGGGAAUACCAGUUCUCACGGCUGCAGGACAAAACGAUCACUUUGACAGCAAGUCGGCCUACUACAGGUUGUUGACCAGGAUGAACGGAUCGUUUUCCAGCUUGGGGCAAGUUUUCGUCGAAGUGAUGAGACAGUUUGACUGGACGGUUGUGGCGUUCCUCUUCCACCAGUUCAGAGAAAACUCCAAGGGCCACACAGAGUGCUAUUUCUCUUUGUCAUCGGUAUUCACAGCCCUUGGAAAGAACGCGACACAUCACUCGUUCGAUGAAAAUGAGGACGUCGUGGAUAUUCCGGAUCUUCUCCGGAAGAUAUCCAAGAAAGCAAGGAUAAUCCUUAUGUGUGCAUCCCCGAACACCAUCCGGGAUAUCAUGCUGGCAGCCCUCGAACUCAACAUGGUUGGCAGCGGAGAAUACGUCUUUUUCUCCGUCGAGCUGUUCACGAGUCGCAACGAUAGCCGAAAGCCAUGGUAUCGUGCGGAAGACACUCCUGAGAGCAACGCAAGGGCACAGAAAGCUUACGAGGCACUUCUUACGGUCACCGCCAGAACGCCAGAAACCGAGGAUUUCCAGAACUUCUCCAGGGAGGUCAAACAACUCGCUAAGGACAAGUUCAAUUUCACCUUUGGAAACGAAGAAGUGAACAACUUUGUGGCUGCUUUUCACGAAGCUGUGAUUUUGUACGCCAUCGCGCUCAACGAAACCCUGAGUGAAGGUGGGACAAUCACGAACGGAUCGGAGAUCACAAGGAGGAUGUGGAAUCGAACAUUUACAGGUAUCACAGGGACAGUAAGGAUUAACGAAAACGGAGACCGAGAUGCUGAUUAUUCUAUUCUGGACAUGGAUCCUGUCACAAAAGAAUUUCAAGUAGUGGCCAACUACUUCGGAGUAAAUAAGAGUUUCAGCGACGUCCCUGGCAGAGCAAUUCACUGGGCCGGAGGGAAGGCCAUACCCCCUCCAGACACACCUCGAUGCGGCUUCGACGGCUCAGGCUGCCCGGACGAAGAGCUUCCAAAAUAUGCCAUCGUGAGCGGGGUACUCAGUGGACUCGUCGUGAUUCUCUGCCUGGCGUUUUUCUUCAUUUAUAGGCACUUUAAACUCGAGGCUGAACUGGCAUCCAUGACAUGGAAAAUCCGCUGGGAGGAAAUAUCUACCUCUUCACACGGCAAUUUCAAAAGGCUUGGAUCUCGAAUAAGCAUUACGAGAGCAAGUAUCGUGAGCUCCAAUUCAUCCGAAACGUUGUUCCUUGGUGAUGGGAAGCAAAUUUUUAUUCGCACCGGCUUGUAUAAGGGCAUGGUCGUGGCUAUCAGACCUUUCAACAAAAUGAAGCUAGAAAUUACGAGACCACUACUGAUGGAGUUGAAAAACAUGAAGGAUCUCCAGCACGACCACAUAGUGCGCUUCCUGGGGAUAUGCGAAGAGCCGCCACAUUGCUGCCUCAUUACGGAAUACUGCCCAAGAGGAAGUUUACAGGACAUACUCGAAAAUGACGAAAUCAAGCUGGACUGGAUGUUCCGCUACUCUUUAAUGCACGACGUCGUCAAGGGUAUGGCAUACUUGCACAGCAGCGAGAUUCACAGUCAUGGCAAUCUCAAGUCGUCAAACUGCGUCGUCGACAGCCGCUUUGUUCUCAAGAUUACAGACUUCGGGUUGCAUUCACUUCGGUUCUACGAUACGAAUGAAGAUUCGUACGCAUACUGGAGGCGUAUGUUAUGGACAGCGCCUGAACUGCAGCGCAUGGGCGAGCAGCCUCCUUCUGGAACGCAGAAGGGUGACGUCUAUUCCUUCGCCAUUAUAGCGCACGAGAUCGUUCUUCGCCAAGGACCAUUUUAUUUACCUACCUUGGAACUGGGCCCAAAAGAAAUUGUCGCCAACGUGCGUCUGGGUCACAAAAUUCCAUUUCGACCGUUCCUUGAGAACGACUCUUGCAGUGAAGAAGUAACUCAAAUGAUACGAAAGUGCUGGGCAGAGGAUCCUUUGGAGCGCCCGGAUUUUCAGUCUCUCAAGCCUCUUAUACGGAGGUUCAACAAGGAAAGACAGGGAGUGAACAUUUUGGACAACUUAUUAUCCAGAAUGGAACAAUACGCGAACAACUUAGAGAAGCUAGUCGAGGAACGAACGGCAAGUUACUUAGAAGAGAAACGCAAGGCAGAAGAACUGUUGUACCAGCUGCUACCUAGGUCGGUAGCCAGUCAGCUCAUCAAGGGUCAGACGGUGACCGCAGAGUCCUACGACAGCGCAACUAUUUACUUCAGCGACAUCGUAGGUUUCACAGCCCUGUCAGCGCAAAGCACACCUAUGCAGGUAGUUGAUUUACUGAAUGACUUAUACACCUGCUUCGACUCCAUAAUUGAGAGUUACGAUGUCUACAAAGUGGAAACUAUUGGUGAUGCAUACAUGGUUGCAUCAGGAUUACCAGUGCGCAACGGCGUGCUGCACGUUCGUGAAAUUGCACGAAUGUCACUUGCACUUCUCCGUGCUGUCCUGUCUUUCACCAUUAGUCAUCGGCCUCACGAGCAACUCAAGUUGCGAAUUGGAAUUCAUACCGGUCCAUGUGCGGCUGGCAUUGUAGGACUAAAAAUGCCGCGAUAUUGCCUUUUUGGGGACACAGUGAACACGGCAUCAAGGAUGGAAUCUAAUGGGCUACCCUUGAAAAUCCAUGUUAGUUCAACGACGAAAGAGUGCUUGGAGAACUUCAAGACAUUCCGUUUGGAGCUGAGAGGUGAAGUAGAGCUGAAGGGUAGGGGCGUCAUGACGACAUACUGGCUAUUAGAAGAGUCCCCAAGUACGCCCGAAGAAGGAGGAUGCGAUGACAUACCGAUGGAAACGAAAGUCUGACACACGUUCCCGUAGGCCUUGCAUUAUGGAACGAUAUUCGGUCCAACCAAGAGCCGAACAGUGACACAGUGCGCUGCGUGUUUUCUGUGUGUGGUGAAAGGCACAAUGAAGGUUCACAACGCAGCAAAUCCCCUCAAGGACCCGUGCUGAACGCACUCGAACAGAGGACCCGUACCUGGAACUCGUGCAAGAGAACGUUUAUCUUUGUGAUAUUUCCAGCUGUUGCAUGUGGAAAAGGCUCAACAAUGGGUCUUCAGGCACCUGUAACGUAAAAGCGCCAAGACCUGAAUGUAGAUCUUUGUCGAUCUAAAUCGACCAAAUGCACGCCCGCAAUACAUGCUGUAACGUCCUGUGUUCAUUGAUAUUGUGCUGUAAGAAGGGUUUCGACACACAACAAAGAAAUUUAAGCAUAGUUGCUCUUCGCUCACGUUUUCAAAUGCAGUGGGAUACUAGCCCAGCAGAAUCGCGCAAAUGAAGUGUCCCUUGAAAACUCCAAGUUGGCAAGUUGUUGCCAUGUUCGUUAACAUGCAUAGAUGACGAAACUGAGUAAGGGCAUCACAGUAUGAGCAGAUGAACAAGUCGACUAGGUACCAGAAAAGGUCUUCUUUUCUUGUCAUGGUUGCUAAUAGGCCGACCAAAGGGAGAUUCCAUAGAUAUUUUUCAUACUGAGAUGUUGCACUGGCCUUUUACCGCGAAAGCGACCAACAAGCAUAUCGGGGAUAACGUUUCUUGCGAUCUACGAUGUAUCCGAUGUAUUAUAUCUGUGUUUUUAUAUUUGUUACACGAAUUGCUAAUUGCUAAAUUGCUAAGCAGACAGAAGAGAAAUUAUCGAUUUUGCGAAGCAUAUUCAAGAAUAGCUUUAUAGGACCAAGCACCGUGGCUACAUGCAGACACAGACGAACCUACACGGUGCUUGUGCAUCACGUGACUGUGUCACCAUCACUUGAUCCAAGACUGUGUUUGCGGCAGGCUGAAAUUAUGUAAGCAACACAGUAACGAUGCAAGAAAUUACAGUGAUUUCAUAAAACUAUUAGAAGGCCUUCAAUGGGCAUUUAAUAGUAUUUCAAAAAGUUUAAAAAAAAAAUACAGCCAAUGAUGGUCCUAUAAAGUCACCGCAUUUGAACGCGUCUGGCACAAUGCUCAAAUAUGCAGCCAAUUUUCUAUGAACCAAAAAAUAUUUUUGUCAAAUAGCACGUGUCUCGGUCACUCCACAGAUGAAUGUUGCAAGUGGACACAAAUGGCGAACUAGUUCAGACUUAUUAGCUCUACGAAUAUGGGUCAUUACAAUUAAGAAGUGUAAUUAAUCGCGUACAAAUCAGUUUGGGAUGCAUCAGUGUCUGAUUAGCAGGUUGCUUCGUUAAAAAUUGGUUAAUUGAUUUCUUUUUUAGAAUAGUGCAACCGAAAACGGCAUUCCAGCAUAUUUCAAGUAUAUAAAUGCAGAGGUAUCACGUUUAGAAACAGCAUUCGGUUCAAUUUGUUUCUGCUUUUAAGCUGUAGUUUAGCAUGUUCCAUGAGUAGGUCACCGUGCCUGCAGAUAGGAAAGAACACUAUAGUCACAUGUGAUAUCGUUGUUUUACAUACCAUCUGCACAAGUCACCUGUCAAUGUACAAUUUUCACUCCUCGCAUCCACUCUGGAUUCGGCAAACCGCACAUAAAAGACAUUUGCAAGUUAUGCAAAAAGUAACUUUUGUAUUUUCAGAAGCAGGACUGUAUGAAGAGCUUUAUUCGGAACAGGCAAUUAUCUCUCCUUUUCUCCUGUGAUUUCUCAUUACAACAUCGUGUAAAUACCAGAAAUACAUUCCGUGCAACCACCAUGAGUUCGUGUCACCCACAUGUUACGCAGACGAUCACGAGCUCGUAGUAUGCGUGUGCAUCUGUCGUUUCAAGAACUUGGCCUGAAGAAGCGAAUAGCAGUAUCUGUACAACGCGAAGAUUGAGCGAGUUGCAGUUCCUUCUGGAAGCAUAAAUUGCUUGUCAAACUGUGCGCAUUGUCCAGCGAUUCAAUAAUUUGUGUACAUAUAAAAUAAAAACAUGGAUCAAAGGUUUAUA
Molecule: messenger RNA, 5308 nt
Organism: Ornithodoros turicata
Lineage: Eukaryota; Metazoa; Arthropoda; Arachnida; Ixodida; Argasidae
Product: atrial natriuretic peptide receptor 1-like
Exons: 22
Coding region: 46-3258 (1070 amino acids)
Biological process (GO): cGMP biosynthetic process; intracellular signal transduction; receptor guanylyl cyclase signaling pathway
Cellular component (GO): plasma membrane
Molecular function (GO): ATP binding; protein kinase activity; peptide receptor activity
Source: RefSeq, a predicted model, not a curated record